ACAAAACAAUCUCGCUGAAAUAUUAUUUUGCGUUAGCUAACCAUGCCUCGAAAGAGUCGAGGCAGGCAGAAAAUCGAGAUGACUAGAAUGUCCAAGGAGAGCAACCUCCUUGUGACCUUCUCGAAAAGAAGAUCCGGGCUUUUUAAGAAGGCCAGUGAGCUAUGCACUCUUUGUGCUGCCGAAAUUGCGGUUUUAGUCUUUUCUCCUGCUGGGAAGGUCUUCUCGUUUGGCCACCCGUCUGUAGACUCUGUCAUCAACCGCUUCAUCUCCAUAAGGGGUCAAGGUCCGAUGAUGUCAACAACUCCUUCUCCGGUUCCUUCUGCAGCCGCAGAAGCCCAUCGCGGAGCAGGGCUCCGCGAACUUAACGGGCAGCUGACCGAGGCAUUGGCUCGGCUAGAGACCGAGAGAAAGAGGGGAGAGGAAUUGGGCCGAAUAAGGAAGGCAGCCCAAGAGAAUUGCUGGUGGGAGGGCCCUAUUAAUGGGCUUGGGCCUCAACAACUAGAUCAGUUAAAGGAAGUUAUGGAGGAUUUGAAGAAGAAUGUGGCUCAACAGGCUGAUAAGGUGAGAGCCCAAGCCGCUAUUGUUGGACCAUUCUUUCAUGAUCCAACUUCAGCUGGGCCUGGUGGUGGGCCUAUUGAUCUCAAAGUUUCUGGGCUUGGGCUUGGACUAUCUAUGACACCUCAUGGAUAUGCUCUUGGAUAUGCUGCUGCUGGGCCUCACCAUGGCUUCAUCUAGAUUCUCAUUAUCAUCAUUUUGGUUUAAUUAAAAAUAAAUUGAUUGAUAUCAUUAUUAUUAUUUUUAUUAUAUAUCUACUCUGGUGUCUUGUUUGUUUUUCAUAUAUGGUCAUAUAUUAAUUAAUGAUCUAUGC
Messenger RNA from Impatiens glandulifera, 868 nucleotides. RefSeq names its product agamous-like MADS-box protein AGL62. The record is from RefSeq and is a predicted model, not a curated record. Gene Ontology annotation, molecular function: DNA-binding transcription factor activity, RNA polymerase II-specific; protein dimerization activity; RNA polymerase II cis-regulatory region sequence-specific DNA binding. Lineage: Eukaryota; Viridiplantae; Streptophyta; Magnoliopsida; Ericales; Balsaminaceae. The transcript has a single exon. Bases 43 to 735 code for a protein of 230 amino acids. Gene Ontology annotation, biological process: positive regulation of transcription by RNA polymerase II.